AUGAAAUUGGAGCAGGCGCUACAGCUUAAAGAUAAAUGGGACCGGGAAUUCAGAAGUUUUUGUGAGGUAAAGUCUCAACAAAGUCCUGCUCGCAUUACGCACUUUGGUCAUGACAAGUGUUUAACUGUCGAGCUAGAGAAGGCAGAGGAGACUGUGAUUCUUGACAAGCGUGAGCUCGAACGGUUAAUGAAAAAGGCAUUCCUUUCUACAAGACACAAUACACCAUCACAAAUCGAGCUUAUAAAUCACGUUCAAGGCUGUUCUGCAUGCACAAAUCGAUUACACUUUUGCGAUUCAUGCACCGAGAAAGCGUCCGAGUUCUUUAGCAACUUUUCUUCAGCUGAGCUUUUUGCCCGAUACGGCAAUAAAUUACCACCCGCCGACGAAAUUGAAUUAGCUGCGUUUGUAGAAUCUGUCAAUCUUCGUGAAGCUCGAGCUAUUGGCCAUGGAUUUGUUGACGCUUAG
This is a messenger RNA of Plasmopara halstedii, 465 nucleotides long. RefSeq lists its product as uncharacterized. The transcript has 2 exons. The coding region runs from base 1 to 465 and encodes 154 amino acids. Lineage: Eukaryota; Oomycota; Peronosporomycetes; Peronosporales; Peronosporaceae. The record is from RefSeq and is a predicted model, not a curated record.